Molecule: messenger RNA, 1488 nt
Organism: Oryza sativa Japonica Group (Japanese rice)
Lineage: Eukaryota; Viridiplantae; Streptophyta; Magnoliopsida; Poales; Poaceae
Product: glycerophosphodiester phosphodiesterase GDPD2
Biological process (GO): glycerophospholipid catabolic process
Molecular function (GO): phosphoric diester hydrolase activity
Source: RefSeq, a predicted model, not a curated record
UUCCCCGCUUCGCCGCGCGCGGCCUCCUCCCUCCACAGCUUAUAAUUCACCCGAUCCCAACCAAAACGCCCGAGUUCUCUCGCUCACCGAAGCAUGGCGCAGCCCAAGGCCGCCUCCGCCGCCGCGCAGCUCAGCCUCGCCGCCUCCGCCUGCAUCGCCGGAGCGGAGGCGGCGGCGAUGGUGGGUAGGGAGGGGGCGCCGGCGAUGGUGGCGGCGGCGGCGGCGGCGGCGAUGGUGGUGAUCGGGCACCGGGGGAAGGGGAUGAACGCGCUGGGGUCGGCGGACCCGCGGCUGAGGGAGGUGAAGGAAAACUCGCUCCGCUCCUUCCACGCCGCCGCCCGCGUCGCCGGCGUCUCCUACGUCGAGUUCGACGUCCAGGUGACCAAGGAUGGGUACCCGGUCAUCUUCCACGACGACUUCAUCUUCACCGAACAAGACGGCGAAAUAUGCGGGAGACGAGUGACCGAUCUUCGCUUGGACGAGUUCCUCUCUUAUGGUCCCCAAAAGGAUCAAAGCAAGGCUGGGAAGCCAUUGUUCAGGAAGCUGAACGACGGCAGGGUGCUGAGAUGGGACGUGCAGUCGGACGACGCGCUCUGCACGCUGCAGGAGGCGUUGGACGGCGUCGACCGCCGCGUCGGGUUCAACGUCGAGCUCAAGUUCGACGACGACGUCGUGUACCGGGAGAUGGAGCUCACCGGCAUCCUUCAGGCCAUUCUCAAGGUCGUCUUUGAGCAUGCCAAGGAGAGGCCAAUCUUCUUCUCCAGCUUCCAGCCCGACGCCGCGCGAAUUAUGCGCAAACUGCAAGAUAGAUACCCUGUGUACUUCCUGACGAAAGGAGGGACGCAGGUGUUCGCCGACGAGAGGCGGAACUCGCUGGAGGCUGCCGUGAAGCUGUGCGUCGCCGGCAGCCUGCGGGGGAUCGUGUCGGAGGCGCGGGCGGUGCUCCGGCAGCCGUCGGCGAUCGGCCGGAUCAAGGAGGCCGGCCUCUCCCUCCUCACCUACGGCCAGCUCAACAACGUGCCGAAGGCGGUGUACUUGCAGCAGCUGAUGGGGGUGGACGGCGUGAUCGUCGACCUGGUGGCGGAGAUCGCCGCGGCCGUGUCCGAGUUCGCCGCCGCCGCCGCCGCGGCGGUGCCGGUGCCGGAGCGUGAUUCUUCUUCUUCUUACAUGGACGGUGGUGGAGAUGUGGGGUUGCUGGAGAUGACGUCGCCGGCGGCGAGGACGACGGCGAGCUUCUCUCGGCGGGAGGACGUCUCGUUCUUGCUGAGGCUCACACCCGAGCUUGUGCAGUAGUAGCGUGAUUGAUGCUGACUGCCUUCUUGUAUAUAGCGGUGUAUAUAACUAACACUGAUGAUGUGUAACCAGUGUAAUCCCCCCUCUGUUUGAGAUACAUCUAAUGUUGUCUUGAGAGGGCUUCUAUAGGGCUACUAGAGAACGGGAUUAUGUCCAAACGGGACACUUUAAGAAAGACUGAUGUCAUCCCACGUA